AUGGCCGAGAUUCAGCCGCCGGAGGGGCAAAUAAACGGUGCUAGCGGAACCCUAGUUCUUCACUCGUCUGAGCCCGCCAUCGGAUCCAAACGACAGCGGCGGCCAAGCGUCAGAUUGGGUGACAUAGGCGGGGACCAGCCCUAUGAUUCCCACGCGCGUCGCAACGCCAAGCCGUGGAAACUUGCCUUCGACAGCCACCAUCAUCACCACCACCGCAACAAGGACAAGGACCCAGGUAAACCCUCCAAGACCCGUCCUUUAACGAACCUGAGCGAGUUUAACGAAACCCUAGAAGGCUCGAACGAGCAAGCGGGGAACGUCGACUCCGUUGCAAUUGGCAGCUGGAAGGUGAAGGAGUCUAAGAAGAGGGGCUCCGUCGCCACCAAAAGAGUCAGAUCGAAUUGGGUUUCGCGAAUCGAGGACGGCGGUGGUGACAAUGGUGGCGGGGAAGGAGAGGUAGAGAAAUACAAUAACGGGGACGAAGAUGGAGAGGAUGAUGAUGGGUAUCGGGAAUUUGAGGUGGAGAAUUCGGAGAGCCCUUUGAAGGAACAAAGCCCUAUGCAUAGUAUGGAGAAUUUGGGGGUUGAUGGGCAUAGGAGGGUUUUUAAGGGUAGGGAAAGGGAGCAACAACAUGAUGGGGUUGAGCUAUCUGCACCGUCUGAUACUGAUGUUAGGGAUUGGAAGUGUGGGGAUAGGAAUAAUGAGAAUGGUGGUGGAAGGGUUAGGGGUGGUGAAGAUGGGGUUAGGGUUUGGCUUAAUGGGCUGGGGUUAGGGAGAUAUGCGCCUGUGUUUGAAGUGCAUGAGGUGGAUGAUGAGGUUUUGCCCAUGUUGACUCUAGAGGAUCUCAAGGAUAUGGGGAUUUGUGCUGUUGGAUCCAGGAGAAAAAUGUACACGGCCAUUCAGAAGCUCGGGAAGGGCUUCUCCUGA
Molecule: messenger RNA, 927 nt
Organism: Sphenostylis stenocarpa
Lineage: Eukaryota; Viridiplantae; Streptophyta; Magnoliopsida; Fabales; Fabaceae
Source: the annotation of a GenBank genome assembly